This is a messenger RNA of Cricetulus griseus (Chinese hamster), 721 nucleotides long. The record is from RefSeq and is a predicted model, not a curated record. Lineage: Eukaryota; Metazoa; Chordata; Mammalia; Rodentia; Cricetidae.
GUACUCCGCUCCCCGGCUGCUGCUCCGUGCGCACGCGUCUUCCGUCCUCCUCGACAAGCUCGCGGCGUCGAGGCCGACCAGGCCCACAGCGCCCCCUCUCGGCCCUAGGCUUCCCAGCCGGCCGUCUACCCUCAGGAACCCCCACGAUUCACCUCCAACGGAAUGGCCUUUCCCAGGCUGCCCACUAACCAGCAGCGGAUCCAUGGGGCUCCCCGUCCAGCCUCAGAGACACACAGAAAUGCCCAAAUGCUUUUCAGCUCUCAUAGGCGCCUUUUACCAGGUAUCACUAGAACAGAGAGGCACACACAGCCUCUGGUGCAACAAUGAGCCAAGUGGAGUUUGAAAUGGCCUGCGCUUCUCUCAAGCAGCUGAAGGGUCCUGUGAGCGAUCAGGAGAAACUGCUGGUGUACAGCUUCUACAAACAGGCCACCCAGGGCGACUGUAACAUCCCCGUCCCUCCAGCCACAGAUGUGAGAGCAAAGGCCAAAUGGGAAGCGUGGAAUGUGAACAAAGGGAUGUCCAAGAUGGAUGCUAUGAGGAUCUAUAUUGCCAAAGUGGAGGAGCUAAAGAAAAACGAGGCUGGCUAAGGACAUUUUGGCAGACACAAGGAAAUAGCAGUGGCUCCACUGGUGGGGAAUGGGUUUAAGAACUCCUGAUGGCUGAAACAUACUGAAAAGGGUAGCAAGGUUAGCGGAGACAUCAAUAAAUCACUUGAACGGCA